ACGAAGGAAUAUUUCUCUCUACUAAUUUCUCAAUUUCUAACUCCUAAUUGCAAAACCAUUCAUUGAUAAAGAGUUCAAUUUAUUUUUUUUACAACGACGCAUGAUGAGUAUAAUUUAAACGGACGCCACGAUGUUGGAAUAAACGGAAACUUUGUGGCACGCACUUCUAUCUUCAGGAGCGGUAAUUCUCGGAACAGCCACCCAGGCAUCGCAAACAAGUGUGCGAUGCUUUCAAAGAGGGAGAAAGAACUGCUUGUGAGAAUAUGGGACAGGAUGUUACCAAUUGGAGAGGAUAUUGGUUCUGAGGCUCUCUUAAGGAUGUUUACGACAUUUCCGAAGACCAAAACGUAUUUUGCUCAUCUGGACAUCAGCCCCAGGUCGGCGCCACUGCUCUCUCUGGGCCAGAAGAUUGUGGAAGCUCUCCACGAAGGGGCCACGAACAUCACCACCCUGACCACUACGCUUGCUCCCCUCAGCAGGUUCCAUGCCUAUCAGCUGAGAAUAGAUCCCACUAAUUUCAAGCUUUUCUCCCACUGUGUCCUGGUGACGCUGGCGUGUCACAUGGGGGACGAGUUUGACCCGAUAGCCCACGCUGCUUGUGACAAGUACCUGUCGGCGUUUGCUGCUGUGCUCUCCGAGAAAUACAGAUGAAGAAGACUGCACAUAAGAGAAACUUAGAGAUGAAGACUGCACACAAGAGAGAUAUAUGAGAGAAAUGUAGAGACGAAGACUGCACACAAGAGAAAUAUAUGAGAGAAACUUAGAGAUGAAGACUGCACACAAGAGAGAUAUAUGAGAGAAAUGUAGAGACGAAGACUGCACACAAGAGAAAUAUACAUAGAAUAGUUGACAUCUGCACAUAAGACUGCUCAUGAAAACGUUUUGUUGCUCUUACAAGUCAUUCAGGUGUGAGAAAAGUCCCGCACACUAUCCAUUCCACUUCCUUGUAAAGGUAACACUUUCUUUGACGGGGUCUUCAUAAGGGUGUCAUGUAAUUGCCAUAAGAAUGACAUGACCCAUGGCAGAAACAUUCAUGACAAUUUAUUGAUGUUGUUAUAAUGUUUCAUUCAGCCUUGGAAUGUCAUGACACCCAAACAAUGUCAACUUGACAUUCCAAGACACAUUAGGACAACACAGAAUGACACCUUAUGACAACUGUCAUGAAUAGCCUAACAAUAACAUGUCAUUAAUGUUUCUGAGAUUAUUCUUUUGCCAGUUACAUGGCACCCUUAUUUAGGCCUCUUCAGGUGUUUGAAUACAACGUUUCAGUCAUCUUUCAUCUUCAGGUAGAUUCAAGGAAAUCAAGGAAUUUGUCUAAAGGAGGUCAAAUGACCAGGAUGUACAGUAUUAAAAUGACUUGCUUGUGGAAUGGGACAUUGUGCUAGACCAUUCCUACAUGUGAACGGACUAAGUUUGCAAAACCGCUCUUUAUGGAACUGCUCUCACAAGUCAUAAACCCAAAGAGUGCUGUGUCGGCUAAGACACCUGGAUUAUAUACGGGUACAUGGCCAUAGGGACACAGGUGUGAAUAUGGCCUGGGUCAUUUCUUAAGCCCACCCCAUCUGUCCUACUUGUUUCUUGCAAUACUCUUCACUUUCCUAUCACAAUAAAGACCCAAGUUACCAUAUAAAAAUAGAUUUCAAAAGGUGAAUCAAAAGAGUUCAGUUGUUUACAAAUACUAUGUGUCCUCUUGGAGCUUGAAAGACAACCACGGAUGACAUUCUUGGAAUGGCGAACACAAAGCCAGUUUUAUCAACAGGCAGACUAGGAAGUUGCCUAUGGGCCCCACCAAAACUGUUCACUGUAGGGGCAGGCCCACAGCAGUCAGCCCCGCCAUAGUAAAUGCCAGCAAAAAUACCUCAAGUGUGCCCCCCUUGUCUAUACUUUGUCUCAGGCCCCCAAAUCAGUAGAACCACCACUGGGGGAGCAGAAAUGUCUUUCCAGCGCUAAGAGGACGUGAAGUUGCUCCCAAUCACUGUCAACUGAACUGCUUGGAUAACAUGACCUGGAGAAAUGAGGCAACAAGUCCGAAACAUAGACUGAAGAGAUAAGA
Molecule: messenger RNA, 2053 nt
Organism: Engraulis encrasicolus (European anchovy)
Lineage: Eukaryota; Metazoa; Chordata; Actinopteri; Clupeiformes; Engraulidae
Gene: hbae4
Product: hemoglobin alpha embryonic-4
Exons: 3
Coding region: 226-651 (141 amino acids)
Biological process (GO): oxygen transport; hydrogen peroxide catabolic process
Cellular component (GO): blood microparticle; hemoglobin complex; haptoglobin-hemoglobin complex
Molecular function (GO): peroxidase activity; oxygen carrier activity; heme binding
Source: RefSeq, a predicted model, not a curated record